Molecule: messenger RNA, 477 nt
Organism: Lentinula edodes (shiitake mushroom)
Lineage: Eukaryota; Fungi; Basidiomycota; Agaricomycetes; Agaricales; Omphalotaceae
Product: ASF1 like histone chaperone-domain-containing protein
Exons: 3
Biological process (GO): DNA replication-dependent chromatin assembly
Cellular component (GO): nucleus
Molecular function (GO): histone binding
Source: RefSeq, a predicted model, not a curated record
CUACUGUUACACUCCUGCCCCGAAAACGCCGCUCUGGACCAAGAAAUCGAUUCAUGUCCGGUUGGACCUGUGCCACCAGGCGUAAAUUCUUUCGAGUUUCAAUCACCUGCACCAGAUCAUAAACUCAUUCCCGAACAAGAUCUCCUCGGCGUGGCAGCGCUGAUCCUCACCGGAAGUUAUGCUGAGCAAGAGUUCGUCAGAGUGGGUUAUUAUCAGAAUACAGAAUACGAGGUGGCGAGGAAGAGCGGCAAAAAGGUUGCUGUGGAAAGAUUGGUGAGGGACAUUACGAAGAAGCCGAGAGUGACGAGGUUUCAAAUCAAGUGGGACGUAGCCCCCCCUCAAUCAACAGGUGCACUAGGAGCAGCAACUUCUGCGGCUGUUCCUUCUGCGGACUCGUACGGCGACGACGACAAUGAAAAAGACCAAAUGGACGUUGAUACUCCUACCAAGUCGAACGGUAAUAUACCAAUAUCGUGA